AUGGGCUUUUUGACUAAACUUGUAGAGACAUCAGGAUGUUCAGAUGGACUGUCAAAUCUGUCCAGAGGAAUGUCUAAACAUGACAAGAAGGACUCUGACGAUGUGGAGCUGGAGAGCGCAGAGAACCUCCUUGCGAGACUCCGCCGUCAGUAUCGGAUGAUGGAACGAAACCGACGGCAGUACCAUGACGAAGCCACCGUUAUACUGGGAAGACAGAGAAAGAUUUUAUCUGAGCUCCGGAAGGAGAAGGAGGACCUGGAGAGCGACCUUUCGUCCAUGAUAACAGCCCAAAACGAGACGAGGGACCAACGCACCGUCAACACUCUGGCAGCCACCCUUGACCGCCAGGCAAAAUACGAGCAGCAGAUCGAAGCGGAGAGAGACAAGAUCAGCGGCCUGGAUUCUGCUAUAACGGUUGCAGAGAAGAAGAUGAGAGAGAGUCGAAGACGCCUCCCAUCCGCCCGCCAACUUGAGUCUCGUAGGCUCGCUGCACGGAACGCGAACAAGGCACUGGAGAACCGCAUCCAGCAGGCUACAGUGCGUUUGAAUGCCGUCCUUUCUGACAACCGUGUACUGAGAACCGCACUGGAAAACUUGCUGAAAGAGCGGGACAAGUUUAUGUUACAGGGCCAAAGACUGGAGAAGCAACUGGCAACAACUGUAAAGAAGAAAAGUGACGUCAUGACCAAGGACGAAGCCCAGACCAAGAUGAGAGCCCUCAGGGAUCGGGCUGAGAGAGAUGCCCAGCAGUACAGCCACGAACUGAAGAAGCUUCAGAGGGCUCUUGAUCACCAAAACCAUCUGCGGGCUUUCGUGGCCACCAUCUCUGCUGGGGAGGACGAUGAUAUGUCACGUCGCCGUACCGAAGGCGAAGGCGCAGAGCCUAGGGGCCCAGAGCAAACUUUAGCCACGUACAGAGCUGCCGUCUCUCACUUGCGGGAGAUGAGCGGCGAAGAUUCAGUGGAAAGCCUCGUCAGUAACUACCUGCAAGCAGAGAACGACAACUACACUCUCUUCACCUACAUAUCCGAUCUUAACAAUGAGGUGACGAGUCUGACAUCCGAGGUGCGAAGACUCCGUCAGGAAAUAGAGGUCAGCAGAGGGCAGGGUGCUGACAACGAAAGAGACACGCAGCGUACGAUCACGAAGCUGAAGAGUGACGUAGAGAGUGCUGAGGAGAGCGUUGAAGUCUUGAGAGAGGAGCUGAAGAAAGCCGAGCUCACCCUCACUGACAUGAAGACUUGCACUCAGGAGAUGUUUGAUCUGUUGCAGUGUGACCCCCAGCCCGUGGUGGCCAUAGUCGGAGGUGGAGAGAUCACGAGCGGUAGUGUUUCUGUGUAUUUGUCUGUCGUCGAGCAACGAGUCCACGAGCUUUUGCAGCUGCAACAGUACGUGCAGUCAGAGGACGCUCUCCCGACGUCGGCUCUCACCGACGACGGCCUUGACCAAGAUUCGGAUGGGAGGUCCUCCUCAGAAUCCUCUGCCAAUGUGGUGGUUGCCAUCGCCAAGCCCCAGUAA
Macrobrachium nipponense is the source of this 1518-nucleotide messenger RNA. Its product is annotated as coiled-coil domain-containing protein 63-like. The coding region runs from base 1 to 1518 and encodes 505 amino acids. The record is from RefSeq and is a predicted model, not a curated record. The transcript is spliced from 11 exons. Lineage: Eukaryota; Metazoa; Arthropoda; Malacostraca; Decapoda; Palaemonidae.